Molecule: messenger RNA, 1908 nt
Organism: Pseudo-nitzschia multistriata
Lineage: Eukaryota; Bacillariophyta; Bacillariophyceae; Bacillariales; Bacillariaceae
Source: the annotation of a GenBank genome assembly
CGUUYCACACUUGUAAUAUUCUUAAUAAGCAAUUCGACAGAAAGUUGCCACUCCUGUAAAGACAAAGUUUGUAAAACACCUCCCGAUACCGACGAUACCAACAUGAGUAACGCAGAAAAAUUUCUCGCAGCUGCCGCCGAAUUCCCGGAAGAUGCUCUUGACGCCGAAAAGAAAUUAUACGAACACCCUCUGGUGAAGCGUUACGCCACGAAAGAAAUGUCCUUUGUUUGGUCUCCGGCCAAGAAAUUUACGACCUGGCGAAAACUAUGGACAGCUCUAGCUACUGCUGAGCAAGAACUCGGUGUUGAGAUUUCCGACGAACAAUUGGAAGAAAUGCGAGCACAUCUGUUCGAUAUCGAUUUUGAACUUGCAGGGAAAAAGGAGGCCGAAUUUCGCCACGACGUUAUGGGACACGUCCACGCCUUUGGCGAGGUUGCUCCCAAAGCUAUGCMAAUCAUUCACUUAGGAGCCACCUCGUGCUACGUUGGUGACAACACUGAUAUUGUUCAGAUCCGAGAUGCGCUUUUCCUCAUCAAGAGAAAGCUAGUGCAAACACUUGCGAUUCUGAAAGACUUCGCCRUCGAACAUAAAGAUUUGCCAACUCUUGGUUUCACCCAUUAUCARCCCGCUCAAUUAACCACUGUGGGCAAGCGAUGUUGUUUGUGGAUGCAGGAACUGAUGAUGGAUUACGAACGCGUUGUAUUAGAAAUCGAAAAYCUUCCAAUGCGCGGAGUCAAGGGAACUACAGGAACGCAGGCCACGUUCUUGGAACUGUUCGAGGGUGAUCACGAAAAAGUCAAGGCGUUGAACAAGCGUGUCUGUGAAUUGAUGGGUUUUGAUAAGAGUAUUCCAGUCUCUGGUCAAACCUAUACCCGCAAGAUUGAUUUUACUGUCCUGAGUGUCUUGAGCGGCAUUUCUCAAUCUGCCUACAAGAUGUGUGGAGAUAUUCGUCUUCUUGCCAACCUGAAAGAAGUCGAGGAGCCCUUCGCAAAGACUCAGAUUGGUUCAAGCGCCAUGGCGUACAAGCGUAAUCCAAUGCGAUCCGAAAGGUGCUGCUCGCUUGCUCGUUAUGUUAUGGGACUGCCAAAUGCUGCAGCCAACACAGCUGCAAACCAGUGGUUCGAACGUACGUUGGAUGAUUCCGCUAUUCGUCGUAUCAUUCUGCCUGAAGGAUUCCUUGCGGUCGAUGUAAUCCUGACGCUUCUGACAAAUAUUGGUGAUGGCCUUCAUGUUUGGCCGGAGGUUGUCAAGGCUCACGUCAUGGCUGAGUUGCCAUUCAUGUCAACAGAAGUUAUUCUCAUGGAGUGUAAGUAGAAAUGCAUUUGUAUUUGUUGUGUCGUCRUGGUGUACAGGAGAGGAAUGUUGAUUAAACUGCAAUAAACUUGUCUAUAUGUUUUGGAGUUCGUGCCUUCUCACUGGUCGUGUCUACGCAUUUUGGAAUUUGCAGGCGUGAAAGCCGGCGGUGACCGCCAAGAACUUCAYGAGGCCAUUCGUGUUCAUUCCAUGGAUGCCGGAGCUGUAGUUAAAGGGGAGGGAAAACCAAAUGAUUUGAUGGAGCGCAUMGCCAAGGAUCCUUUGUUCGCUGCAGUUCACGAUAAGCUGGACACUCUCGUCGAUCCAAAGCUAUUUGUUGGACGUGCACCUCAGCAGGUUGACGAAUUUAUCAAAGAUGAAAUCCAACCUAUCCUAGAUGCCAAUAAGGACUUGAUCUCACAAGAAAGYGUGGACUCUGUCAAUGUCUGAGUUAUCCGCAGUAUUUGRAAAUUGGCAUGAGGAGAAAGACGCCACAAUCAAAAGCAUAAUCACUGGUUUGUCUUCCAUUCCAACUAGAGCAGAGAGAUGUGUGUGCAACUGACACAAUGUCACCCCCCUCUAACUUUAAUGGAACACUAGUUUAUCACUUAUCAA